This is a messenger RNA of Exaiptasia diaphana, 837 nucleotides long. RefSeq names its product outer dense fiber protein 3. The transcript is spliced from 4 exons. The record is from RefSeq and is a predicted model, not a curated record. Bases 106 to 579 code for a protein of 157 amino acids. NCBI's taxonomy places the organism in Eukaryota, Metazoa, Cnidaria, Anthozoa, Actiniaria, Aiptasiidae.
GGUGUCGCGCGCUAGAAAUAUCUGCACUUCAAAAACAUUUGAAGCAAACUCGCGUAUGACCUAAGAGAAAUUACUUAUCACAAAAUCGCUCAAAGCUGAGCAAACAUGGUUGACAAUUCSGAGAAAACACUGGAAAUUCAAGCAAGAUGUCGUGGUCCAGGGCCCGCUAAGUAUCUUUUGCCCGGUUGCGUCGGGCAAAUCAAUCACGAUUUGAGGAAAACUAUCAAUCCCGCAUUCAGUUUYGGCCAUCGAAGUCGCGAACUUGCAGACGGUUCUAGCCCCGGACCUAAGUACAUGGUACCACCCGGCUAUACGGAAAAAGGAAAGGACGGUUCACCGGCUUUUUCGUUGUACACCAGGGCAAAGGAAAGAAACAGAAAUAACGUACCAGGACCAGACUUGAUCAGGGAUCAAUUUAGGGAUCAUUUCGAGGAUCAAUAUUUGAAGGAUCAGAUUUCUACAUCUUGGGAAUUUGAAGCUGUUUGGAUGCAUAAGCCACGUGCUCGGGAGAUCUCAUUUGGUGUAAGACACUCCGAGUACACACUACCGCUCGUUGUCGAUAUUCCAGAUGUGGACUAAUGAAAAAAUUGAAUCAUUUGGUCAUUCUCAACAGAAGGUCUGCGCCUGCGUGUACAUUUGGUAUUCGWCACAGCCCUUUUGUUAAUGCUAUGAAGACGAUGUAAAUAAAGUUAUUCUCGUUAUAAUAAUAUAUACAUGUAAUACUGCAAUUCAAUGUACAGAAAGUUGAACUUCAAGAUCGUAUAUUGAUGAAUUGCAGUUCUGUACUUGUAACAAAGUGUGUGUAUUAUCAUUAAAUUGUGGUGCAACAUCCACUUA